AUGGUUCCUUCCCCUGGACUUAGCCAUUUAAUUCCACAAGUUGAAUUUGCCAAACAAUUACUUCAACAACACAAUGAAUUCAUUGUCACAUUCAUCAUUCCAACACUUUGUCCUCUUACUCCUUCAAUGCAACAAGUCUUGAACACUCUUCCCCCAAACAUAGAAUUCAUUGUUCUUCCUCAAGUAAAACACCUUCCAGAGAUUAAUCUUGAACCUGCAACACAAAUGAAACUCAUUGUGAAACAUUCUAUUCCAUUUCUACAAGAAGAAGUAAAAUCACUCAUUUCCAAAACUAACCUUGUUUCUUUAAUCUUUGGUCUAUUCUCAACCGAUGCACAUGAAGUUGCUAAACAAUUCAAUUUAUCUUCUUACCUUUUCUAUGCCUCGGGUGCUCUUUCAUUGUCAUUCUUUCUCACUCUUCCGAAUCUCGACGACUCUGUUUCCUCUGAAGCAGAAUUCUUAGAAUCAGCUUAUGAAACUGUGAAUAUUCCAGGUUGUGUCAUCCCAUUUCAUAUCAAAGAUAUUCCAGAAAUAAUUCUAUGUGAAAGAUCAAAUGUAAAUUACAAAAUAUUUCUUGAAGUUUGUCAAAAACUCACAUUAGUUGAUGGUUUUAUAAUCAGCACUUUCACUGAUUUGGAGCCAGAUGUUAUAAGGGUUCUUCAAGAAAAAGAGAAACCUUGUGUUUAUCCAGUGGGACCCAUUAUUAGAAAUGAGUCUAAUUGUGAAGAUAACAUUAAUUCAAUGUUGGUAAAAAAUGUUAACUCUGCUUAUUUUGUUGGAGCAAAAGAUGAUCCAUUAGAGUAUUUACCAAAUGGUUUCUUGGAAAGAAACAAAGAAAAUGGAUUGGUUGUUCCAUCAUGGGCACCACAAGUUGAGAUUCUUGGUCAUGGAUCAAUUGGUGGGUUUUUGAGUCAUUGUGGUUGGGGUUCAACUUUGGAGACUGUGGUUAAUGGGGUGCCUGUGAUUGCAUGGCCUCUAUUUGCAGAACAAAGGAUGAAUGCGAGAUUAUUGACAGAUGUGCUCAAAGUGGCUGUGAGGCCAAAGGUUGAUGAUGAAAGUGGGAUAGUGAAAAGAGAGGAAGUUGCUAAAUGUGUAAAGAGAAUCAUGGAAGGUGAUGAAAGCUUGGAGAUACAAAAGAGAAUUAAAGAAUUGAGUGAUGGUGCUGCUGUUGCAACAAGUGAACAUGGUUCAUCUAGGAAAGCACUCUCUUCUUUAGCAUUGAAAUUACAUAACUUUUGAACGGCAUGUGUAUACAUUUUUGUCUUGUACAUGUUUACAGUAAGCUUUCUACUAGUAAGGAUCAAUGAUUUAUACAAAUAAGCUAUUUUCAUCACUGUGAUGAUGAUUAACCAAUCGUGCUCCAUUUUGUAAAGCAGGCUGAUUUUACCACUAUUUAUUUCCAUUUUUUUACAACUAUGUCAAGCACUUCCAGUCAGUAUGUGCUUAACAGAAUAUUGGUGAAAUUUUUGCAA
Messenger RNA from Medicago truncatula (barrel medic), 1472 nucleotides. RefSeq names its product hydroquinone glucosyltransferase. Bases 1 to 1239 code for a protein of 412 amino acids. The record is from RefSeq and is a predicted model, not a curated record. Gene Ontology annotation, molecular function: UDP-glycosyltransferase activity. The transcript has 3 exons. Lineage: Eukaryota; Viridiplantae; Streptophyta; Magnoliopsida; Fabales; Fabaceae.